CAGCUGCGGGUUAGCUUCAGUCUCUGGGUAGUGAGGAAGUGAGGCAAGCGCUGCCUCUAAACUUUCUUUGUUUUUAUACUCAAUUUUAUAUUAGCAUGAAGCUUAGUUUCUUUUAACAGUCUGCUUCCUCUGUGCAAACCUGGAACACCUUGGCAUCAUCAUCAUCUUUCAUUGGUCUUUUAAGAGCCAUGGCUAAACCUAAAAGACCUGGUGUGGACAAGCCUGGUGAUGCUUCAACCCGAGGGAGGAAAGCUAAACCUAAGCACAAGAGUGGAGGCUCAGAGUCGGAGAGAAAACAGAAAGACACAGAAGCAGGUCUUCAUUCGCUUUUUGGACAGACUGCAUCAAAGGCCACAUCCACCAGAAAAGGAUCAGUCCCAGCAAGUUGCCCACCUCAGAAGACACAGAUUGCAGGUCCUGAUGUUGCACAAAGUCAUGCAGUUAAGUCUCUUCAGAGGUCAUCCAGGACUUCAGCUUCUUGGAGAUCAGAGAUGGAUAAAACAAGCUCAAAAGACUCUGACGAGGGAACUAGAGGACCUACGCUGGUGCAGUCACGCUUGGCAUGGAAGACCAUGGCCAGUCCUUCUCCUACUGUAGAUGCACUCAAGAUACUAAAUGCAGAAAAAAGUGCUUCAGUGAAAGAUGUGGAGCUGAAGAUUAUGCCGUCUACUCAGUUAAAGCUCCCGGAGAAACCAAAAGGCUCAGAGCAAACACAAGCAGUAUUAAAGAAGAAGAAAAAGAAGAGGAAGAUGGGCUUGUAUAGUUUUGUUCCCAAGAAGAAAACCAAAGUGUCAUCUCAGCCGAACCUCACUUUACCUACCUCAAAUAGCCAAAAACCGUUGUCAUGUGGAGUCAAAGGAAUACAGCUUCCGUUAGAGGAGGCAUUUAAACCCAGAACAAACUGCGACAGCAAAGAGACGCCGAGCGAUAAAGCAGUCGAACUUCAGGACAUGAGCGAAAGUGUGCCAUCACCCGAACACGUAUGUGAAGAAUAUACAGAGCUCCCUCUACACACACUGGCACAGGAAAGCGUUCUGACGGCGAUAAACACAGGUUUGCCUGAGGAUAAAGAAAAUCUGGAGUCGGAUGAGACGAUGGAGCCACCGCUGUGCAGCUGCCGCAUGGAGACACCCAGGAACCAGGAUGUAGUAACACUGGCAGAGGGGAAGUGCAUGGCUGUAGAGGGUGUUGAUGGGAAGUUGAGUUUAUGUCGAAGACCGAUCCAGAAGCAGGAGAUGAUGCGUCCGUCUCUGCGGAUCCCGCUGCUGGUACUGUGUGAGGAUCACCGGGCCGGUAUGGUCAAACACCAGAGCUGCCCUGGCUGUGGCGUGUUCUGCAGAGCUGGAACGUUUAUGGAAUGCCAGCCGGACGGACACAUCUCUCACCGGUUCCACCAGAGCUGUGCGUCGACGAUUCGUGGCCAGCUCUUCUGCCCUCACUGCGGUGAAGAGGCUACCCAGGCUAAAGAGGUCACCAUCUGUAAAGCUUCUCCUAUUACUCCUACGCCGGCCAUCACUGUAGCUGCAGUACCUGAAGACAAAGGAGACUCCCCUUCGGCAGAAAAGCUAAGAGCUGAUCCUCCCGUGGAGCCUGCCGUAGAGUCGCUAGAGACGGUUCUGGAAGCACUGGAGGAUGGAAAAUAUAAAAGGUCAAAGAUUCCCCCGAAGCAGCUCUUCUACUCAGCUAAGAGAGGAGAGCUUCAGCAAGUCAUGCACAUGCUGGUGGAAGGAACGGACCCCAACUUGCAGAUGGAGAGCGAGAGGAGGCGCACGCCGCUCCAUGCAGCCGCCGCUGAGGGACACAAAGAGAUCUGCCACAUCCUGGUUCAGGCGGGUGCAAACCUGGACAUGUGCGAUGAUCAGCAGCGCAGUCCUCUGAUGGACGCCUGUGAGAACAACCACAUGGAGACAGUAGAGUACCUGCUGAAGGCUGGGGCCUCCACAUCACACAAGGAUAUAAGGGGCUCUACGUGUCUCCACAUGGUGACUCGAGGAGGCCACAUCGGGAUCCUGCAGCAUCUCCUCUCCUCUGCCUCAGUAGAUGUGAACUGUAAGGAUGACGGAGGCUGGACCCCCAUCACCUGGGCAACUGAAAACCUGCACACAGAGCAGGCGAAGCUGUUGAUUGGCCGAGGAGCCGAUAUCCAUAUGAGAGACAAGGAGGAGAACAUCUGUCUACAUUGGGCAGCUUUUGCCGGCUGUGCUGACAUCGCUCAACUGCUGCUGGAGAACAGAUCAGACACGCACGCUAUAAACAUACAUGGAGACACGCCUCUGCACAUCGCUGUUAGACAGAACCAGCUGGAUUGUGUCAUGCUCUUUUUGUCCCGAGGAGCAGAUGUUAACCUGAAGAACAAGGAUGGAGAAACACCCUUGGACUGCUGUAGCAUCAACUCCAAGAUGUGGAGCAUCCUUAACACCAGCAAGAAGCUCACCGAUGCCCGCCGAGGCAGAGACAGGCAGGCAGAGCAGCUCCUCUGCAGAGAUUUGUCUCGGGGUUAUGAGGACGUCCCCGUGACUUGUGUGAACGGAGUGGAUCAAGAGCUCUGUCCAAACUUCAAAUACGUCCCAGAGAACUGUUUCACCUCUCAGGUGAACAUUGAUGAAAACAUCACACACCUGCAGCACUGCACAUGUAAAGACGACUGUUCAUCCAGCAGCUGCAUCUGUGGCCAGCUCAGUAUACGCUGCUGGUACGACAGGGAAGGCCGUCUGCUGCAGGAGUUCUGUCGGGAAGACCCGCCCUUUCUGUUUGAAUGCAAUCACGCCUGCGCGUGCUGGAGAACAUGUCGGAACCGAGUGGUGCAAAACCGACUGCGGGUACGACUGCAAGUCUUUCGCACCGCCAAAAUGGGCUGGGGUGUGAGAGCUCUGCAGGAUAUUCCUGAAGGAGCCUUCAUAUGCGAGUUCGCCGGCGAGAUCAUUUCAGACGGAGAAGCCAACGUCAGAGACAACGACUCGUACAUGUUCAACCUGGACAAUAAGGUUGGCGAGGUUUAUUGCAUCGAUGCCCAGUUCUAUGGCAACGUCAGUAGGUUUAUGAACCACCUGUGUGAGCCCAAUCUGUUUCCUGUGCGCGUGUUCACCAAACACCAGGACCUGCGCUUCCCACGUAUCGCCCUGUUCUCCUGCAAACCCAUACGAGCUGGAGAUGAGCUAGGGUUUGAUUACGGAGAUCAAUACUGGGAGAUUAAGCGGAAGUUCUUCAGCUGUCAGUGCAGUUCUCCUAACUGUAGGCACUCGGGGGCUGGUUUGGGACGCGGCCAUGUGGACAGCUCGGCCCAAACGCCCACCGUCCGGAGUUCCUCUCAGGUAGCCAGCACUCAGCACAUUCGUUCAGCCAACACUGGACAAGCAGCAAGCCAACCCUGACCUGCCUCUGUGAGGACACUGCAGAGACGAACUGUUCGUGUAUCACUUCCUGUUUUCCGAUUUCUUGGUUGUCUUCUACCAUGUUGUAUUUUUUAUUAUUAUUUAAAUCUAUGAAGAGGACUUUUAUAAUGAAAAAAAAAAAACGAAUGCAGCAAAAGACUCAUUUUAAAGCAGACUGUAGUUAGAGUUGAAUGAAUUCUGAUAGAAUUUGUACCACAGAACAUUUUGUUUAACUUGACUGAAGGAUUAUGAAAUGCAAUAUAUAUUUUAUCAAUGACGUUUUUCAAACAGUUGGGACAGACUUUCACCCGAUUGCCUCAGUUUUUAGAUGAGUUUAAGAUAACGCUUAACUCUUAAACAAUAUAUUUUUAAGGAUUAUUAAUUUUCAGUCAUCCCAAUUUUUAUUAUUGCUGUAAUGUUUAUAAUUAUGAUAAUCAUGCAGAUUAAAGCCUUUUUCUAGAUAUUUUCAA
Tachysurus vachellii is the source of this 3841-nucleotide messenger RNA. RefSeq names its product euchromatic histone-lysine N-methyltransferase 1a (gene ehmt1a). The transcript is spliced from 24 exons. The coding region runs from base 189 to 3371 and encodes 1060 amino acids. The record is from RefSeq and is a predicted model, not a curated record. Lineage: Eukaryota; Metazoa; Chordata; Actinopteri; Siluriformes; Bagridae. Gene Ontology annotation, cellular component: nucleus. Gene Ontology annotation, molecular function: p53 binding; protein-lysine N-methyltransferase activity; zinc ion binding.